AUGUCCGCAGGCACGGCUUCGUUUGCGGCCGCCACGGCCUCCAACUCCGACAUUCACUCUAAGCUCAGCUCGACCUUCGCGGCGACCUCCUCCUCAUCCCUCGGAUCCUUGACGGACUAUUCCAACUACCCCCUCGUGCGACGCGGCGAUCGCACAUAUCUCCGUGACCCCGACAACAUCUACCCUCUCCCAUGCGACCUCCCCGAGAUCCACCGCCAAAGCCUGCGCACAAUGAUGCUGCUGCGCGUCUUCGGCGGCCCAUUUUGCAAUCCCCACCUCGCCAAUCGCCCGCCCAAACGCGUCCUGGAGAUCGCCUGCGGGUCCGGCCUGUGGUCCGGCCUGUGUCACGAGUACUGGACGCGGCGCGGGCAGCCGAACGUUGCCUUUGUCGGGAUCGACUUCGUCUCGCUCGUGCCGGACUUGCGCAAGCAGGGCAUGAACUGGCAAUUCAAACGACAUGAUCUCCGAAAGCCCCGUCUCCCUUUCCCGGACGAUUAUUUCGACCUGGUCUUCAUCAAAGACGCGGGCAUGUGCCCAUCCAGUCCCGCGCAGCAGGCCUCAGGCCUGAGCGAACCCCUGCGCGUGCUCAAAUCCGGCGGCGUUCUCGAGGUCUGGGACUCCGACUGGGUCUUCCGCUCGCUGCUGCCGAACCCGGCGCCGGCCCGGAAAGCCUCCCUGAAGGACCAGGAGGUCGCCGACUCCACCGCCACCUAUACGUUUACCUCGGCGACGCCGUUCACCCAGCCGCAGAACAAGUACCUAGUGGACUACAACUCCUGGGUGGAGAAGUCGUUCGACCAGCGCAAGCUCACCGCUUUACCGUGCGCCACUAUUGGCCUGUCCUUCAACUCGGAAGUGGAUCUGUUGGAGAAUGUGGACAGUCGCCGCAUCGCAAUCCCCCUCGGCGAGUUGCGGUGGGAGCGAGAGGGCCAAGGCAAAGAUUCCAAGGGCCAGCCUCGCAAGGCAUUGAGUACCGAACAGCUCUCUAUCCGACGAACGGCCUUGCUGACCGUAGUCCAAAUGAUUGAGGGCAUGGAGCCCAUGCUCAUGGAGGCCAGUGGGAAGGGUCGCGAUGAAUGGGACCGGUGGUGGGCGGCUAUGACCACGGAUCUAUUCCAAAAGGGCGGCCUCGCCAGUGGCGAAUGCCUCGAAGUGAGUGCGUGGUGGGGCCAAAAGAGAUGA
Molecule: messenger RNA, 1182 nt
Organism: Penicillium macrosclerotiorum
Lineage: Eukaryota; Fungi; Ascomycota; Eurotiomycetes; Eurotiales; Aspergillaceae
Product: class I SAM-dependent methyltransferase
Exons: 1
Coding region: 1-1182 (393 amino acids)
Molecular function (GO): methyltransferase activity
Source: RefSeq, a predicted model, not a curated record